ACAGAUAUACAAAUAUUUUGCUGUGGUAGUACAAGAGGAAGUGAAGUGGAGGAAGCGAAUUCAAGAUAGCGAACGAGGAGACAGUGGAAUGUAAAUAGUAUGGCUGUCAGCCAGCGAAGCUCGUUAAACGUUUUCUGUUGAUUGGACCAACAACAGUCUAAAUUUCACUGCUUUUUUGUUGUUGUUGCCAUUUACGUUGUCAACUGGCUUCGUGGUAUGGUACAAUUUUUUUAAAGAAUAUGGUUACUCGAAUUCACCAGCUGAUAUUUUCAGACGAAGCUAAGAAGUCAACCAUACCGCAUUUGAUAUCCUAGAAACAUACUGAGUCAUCCAUGUCACGAGGCAAGGGACAAGCUUGACCAGCUCCAUCUCCCUUGUCACUUGUCCACCUCUCUGGUGUAUUCCAUUGUAUAGUCAGGAAAAGCACAACUUUUAUAACCAGAUAAGUUGUGCCUCCCCCAAAGAUAACUUUGCUCUAGUUUGCAGCUGUUGCUGCAAUGGACAGAGGCAGUGCUGCAAAUUAUCUUCUGAAUGACAAAACCGACAGGGCGACUGUGGAUUCUGCUGUACGUCCAUCAACCCUGGUUUGCAAACUAAGGAUACUGUUACUCAGGAAUACCAGGGAACUGAUUGUCGAGUAGAUUUCCCUCAAGAUUCACCUAGAAGGUCACUGCCAACUUUUAAAGCCUUGAAUAGUGUUAAUGUAAAGGGCUGAGUUUGUAUUUCUAUGCUUAUACAGCCUAAGCCUGAAGUCUUUACCAACGACUUGGCCUUAUUUUCUAUUGAUUAAGUGCUACAUUGAACAUUACCCGGCUAUGGCGGAUUCUGAGAUAGUCGGAGGAGAUCUCCUGAGCGUUGUCAAAGAUGACUGCUCUCUGACAGAGGCCAUUUCUGAGGAGUGUGGCCAUGCACCAGGGUCCUCUGUGGCUAAAGAAAGCCACAAAGCAGAGCCCUUGGACCGUGAAGAUUCCACCAAAGUCCCAUCAGUCAAGACCCCAAUUAUGGAAGCAGAAGGUUCUGGCAAACACAGUGGAACCGCACUCACGCCAGCCGUCAUGUCUGAAAACGGCACAACAGAAGACGCUCAAUCCACCCCGCAGAGCCAAACUCUGAACGGGGAGAGCUCAGAGGCCAUGUUUGGAAGGUCGGACGAGAAUAGCCAGUCGGCUACAAGCGACUCUCCCUCCUUCUCCAUCCGCAGCCUGGAGUUCUUCGAGGGCAACACCGGGAAUGACGAGCCAUUGUUGUCCUACUCUGCCCUGGGCGACGAGGGCCGCUCCCCCUCUGCUGACGUCCCCGGCCUGGUCAGUGACGUCCUGGCUGCCGCAGCCACGGGAGGGGCCACCGCCGCCCCAGAGCCCAUGACGCCGGCCUACUACUUUGUGAAAUGGAUCACCUGGAAGGAGAAGAAGACACCCAUCAUCACACAGAGUGAGAACGGGCCCUGUCCCCUGCUGGCCAUCAUGAACACCCUGUUUCUGCGCUGGAAGGCCAAGCUACCCGCCCAGACAGAAGUAGUCACCACAGAGGACCUGAUGGCUCACCUUGGAGAGUGCGUAUUGUCCAUCAAACCCAGGGAGAAGGCUGAGGGAAUGGAGCUCAACUUUCAGCAGAACAUGAGCGAUGCCAUGGCAGUUCUGCCAAAGCUGUCCACGGGCCUUGACGUCAACGUGCGCUUCACAGGCGUGUCGGACUUUGAGUACACACCAGAGUGUAUCGCCUUUGACCUGCUGGAUAUCCCGCUCUACCAUGGCUGGCUGGUGGACCCUCAGAGCCCUGAGAUGGUGGCAGCGGUGGGAAAGCUAAGCUACAACCAGCUGGUAGAGAAGAUCAUCGGCUACAAGCAUUCGGAAGACAGCAGCCGUGUCAGUGAAGGUUUGGUGGCAGAGCAGUUUCUGGAGUGCACAGCGACCCAGCUAUCGUACCACGGACUUUGUGAGCUCAACACUAAAGUCAAGGAGGGCGAGCUGUCCGUAUUCUUCAGAAACAACCACUUUAGCACCAUGAUAAAGCACAAGGGCCACCUGUACCUGCUGGUGACAGACCAGGGCUUCCUGCAGGAGGAGGGGCUAGUGUGGGAGAGCCUACACAACGUGGAGGGCGACGGCAACUUCUGUAACUCAGACUUCCGCCUGUGCCACCCGCCCCAGAGGAGCGUCCUCGUGACUCAGCCCGACAGUCUCACGCCCCAGCAGCAGCAGAGACAGAUCGACCAGGACUACCUAGUGGCCAUGUCUCUGCAGCAGCAGCAGGGGGUGGCCCCGGGGCCCCUCAGUGACCUGGACCUGGCCAGACGGCUGCAGGAGGAGGAGUACCAGAAGCAGCAGCAGCAGCAGCAACAAGGUCCCUCCCAGGCCCCAGCACAGCAGGUGAGACGUCAACUGGCAGCCAAGCCAGGAGGUCAGAGGAGACGGGAGAAAAAGGAUGAUUCCGACUGUGCCAUAUUAUAGCGACACCUAAACUUACCCUAUUCCCCCAUGAGCCUGCACUUCAUUGCAUUAAGCCAACCCCUAACACAUACACACACACACACACACAGUUAGGGGAUUGUGCCCCUGCCAUCUCAAUGCCAAACUCGCCCUUCACACUAAACCUCGAGGUUGUACCUCCCCAUUUCUCAUCCUUGUUCUUCUUUGAACAUCCAGGCCAGAAGGUGGCAGUACUAGUCCCGCUUUGCUAGACCUCAGAACAGAAUCUAAAUGUGAAUUGAGGCUGCAGAGAGGAAAUCCAAUGCAGUUGGUUGGUUACAGCAGCUGACAAUCAUCCAAGACACGUCACAACCCAGGUAGUCACACAUCAGGGGUCGUCUUCUAUUCAACUAUCACUGCCCCUCUUGAGAAAUAUGAGCGAAGUUUGUAACUGUGGUCUGGUUUGGUUUCUAUGGCAACGAGGCCGACAGUGGUCUGAUUUUGUAAGCUAAGUGGACAGAAAGUGAAGGUCUAAAUUAAAGGGAAGUCACUACAGCUCUGACCAACUGAUGCAUCUUAAUGGAUGAUGCAACUUUUGAAAUUGCAAAAAAAAAAAAUUAAAUUAAGAGCACAAAGACAACCCCCCCUUCGCUGCUACCUUCUCGCCCUAGAAAGAUGUUUUUAAGCAAACUGUAGGGUAGUUGUCAUCUGACUCAUUUAAGCCAUGAUGGAAACUCGAGUACAUUCCUGUCCUAUACAGAACAAUGCACAAUUAUGCCUGGAUCGAGAAGCGGACUCUGCAAGCCAGACGAACGAACGAAGAGAUGGCCGUUUUCCCAAAGUCCUAUCUGCUAGAGUAAGCAUGGGCUUUUCUUUCCCUGUCAUAUAGUGUACUAUGCUGUAGUUAGUAGCAGGGAGGAAUUAUGCAAAAGUAGAAUGGUAUGGGCAGUGAAGGGGAUCUGCUGGAGCAUCUUUUGUGGAUGACUUUUGAGAUCAUUGGAGGGUUAAAGAGGACUAUAUGGGAAUAAGAGUCGCAUUAAAGGUCCAAUGCAGCUGUUUUUAUCUAAAUUUUAAAUAAUUGAAAGGUAAGAAUUUUACAUGGUCAAAAAUAAUCAAAUAGCUUCUUAGGAAAGAGCAAUUUCUGGAGCAAGAAUUUUGAUAGGACCGUCUAUCUGCGAGUGUUCUGAGUGGGGAGGGGAAACCUGAAAAUUAGCUGAGAGGUUUGGAACUCUUUCUUAUUGGUCUAUUAACCCAUUUCAGGCAGGCCCAAAUGUCAUCCCAAAACCACAGGCUAACAUUUCUGAAUUUAACAGUAUUAUUCCAACAUCAGUGUGGAGAUACAUACAUUAUAUAUAUAUAUAUAUAUAUAAUGUAUGUACAGUGCCUUGCGAAAGUAUUUGGCCCCCUUGAACUUUGGCCCCCUUUCAACCUUUUGCCACAUUUCAGGCUUCAAACAUAAAGAUAUAAAACUGUAUUUUUUUUGUGAAGAAUCAACAACAAGUGGGACACAAUCAUGAAGUGUAAUGACAUUUAUUGGAUAUUUCAAACUUUUUUAACAAAUCAAAAACUGAAAAAUUGGGCGUGCAAAAUUAUUCAGCCCCUUUACUUUCAGUGCAGCAAACUCUCUCCAGAAGUUCAGUGAGGAUCUCUGAAUGAUCCAAUGUUGACCUAAAUGACUAAUGAUGAUAAAUACAAUCCACCUGUGUGUAAUCAAGUCUCCGUAUAAAUGUACCUGCACUGUGAUAGUCUCAAAGGUCCGUUAAAAGCGCAGAGAGCAUCAUGAAGAACAAGGAACACACCAGGCAGGUCCGAGAUACUGUUGUGAAGAAGUUUAAAGCCGGAUUUGGAUACAAAAAGAUUUCCCAAGCUUUAAACAUCCCAAGGAGCACUGUGCAAGCAAUAAUAUUGAAAUGGAAGGAGUAUCAGACCACUGCAAAUCUACCAAGACCUGGCCGUCCCUCUAAACUUUCAGCUCAUACAAGGAGAAGACUGAUCAGAGAUG
Oncorhynchus masou masou (cherry salmon) is the source of this 4410-nucleotide messenger RNA. Its product is annotated as ubiquitin carboxyl-terminal hydrolase MINDY-1-like. The record is from RefSeq and is a predicted model, not a curated record. Gene Ontology annotation, biological process: protein K48-linked deubiquitination. Gene Ontology annotation, molecular function: cysteine-type carboxypeptidase activity; cysteine-type deubiquitinase activity; K48-linked deubiquitinase activity. Lineage: Eukaryota; Metazoa; Chordata; Actinopteri; Salmoniformes; Salmonidae. Gene Ontology annotation, cellular component: cell periphery; cytosol. The transcript has 11 exons. The coding region runs from base 816 to 2450 and encodes 544 amino acids.